GGGCGGAGUUUCUCCAGUGUGAGGAGCAGCUGCUGCAGGGCCACUGCUGGCUUUCAUUCAUUAUCAUACAUUCGCUUGUGUCCAUCACCUCGUGAGCAGACACGUUCGUGUUAUGUCUAAAACACAUUUCUGAUCACAUUCAUUCGUCGCUAAUGUGACGACCACCGGGUCCGGGAGAGACUGAACACCGAGACGUCUGGAGGAAUUUGAAACAGUUUGUGGUGGGAAUGUUGAUGUGAGCUGUUACUGCGGAGACUCUCCGCUCACAGAGGAGUGUUUACCGAGCACGAGAUGACCACUCCAUCACAUCCAGUCUGAAUUUGGUCGAAUCGCUGGUGCCGAGGGGGUCUGCUUUGGUUUUACCCCUGCUAACGAGGAGAUCAAAAUGGGGAACAGUUUCUCCAAUAUAUCCGCGUUUCAGUCCCUCCAUAUAGUGAUGCUUGGCUUGGAUUCCGCAGGGAAAACCACGGUCCUUUACAGACUGAAAUUCAACGAGUUUGUCAACACUGUACCCACAAUAGGAUUCAACACGGAAAAGAUCAAGCUUAGUAAUGGCACGGCCAAAGGAAUAAGCUGUCAUUUUUGGGAUGUUGGUGGGCAGGAGAAACUCCGGCCCUUGUGGAAAUCUUACAGUAGGUGCACUGAUGGCAUUAUUUAUGUGGUGGACUCAGUAGACGUGGAUCGGCUGGAGGAGGCCAAGACAGAGCUCCAUAAAGUGACCAAAUUUGCUGAAAACCAAGGAACACCGCUUUUAGUCAUAGCUAAUAAACAGGAUCUGCCGAAAUCUUUGUCUGUGGCUGACAUAGAGAAGCAGCUCGCGCUCCAGGAGCUCACGCCUGCCACUACAUACCACAUCCAACCGGCCUGUGCCAUCAUCGGUGAGGGGCUUCACGAAGGCAUGGACAAACUGUAUGAAAUGAUAGUCAAACGACGAAAAAGCCUCAAACAGAAGAAGAAGCGAUAACUCUCUUAGCCUGAACCUGCCUUUUUUCCAUUGCUGAUGGCCUGAGUCAUUGGGUUUGCCAUUACAACAUUGCACUGUUGACAUUCAUCUGAAUGGUUGGUUGUUCUCAAGCUGGAUUUAUGUUGCAUGUGAUUGUGAUGGCGCAGGUGAACCAAAAAAAUGGAAAUUAUUUGUUUAAUAUAAAAGGGCUGGUCCUGAUUAAGCUGCCAUUUAUUUGCAUAGCCUGGUCAUCAGUUUGAAGGAGUUCUCUGAAGCACUGUGAAAACUGCUGUAACAUUUCAUGGAAUGCUUGAUAUCUUAUUUUGACUCUUAUGGAAGAGAGUGAACUUCUAAGAACAUUAUCGAGAACUGUAGCUUCAAAAUCCCAGAAGGAAAUUGAGGUUUGAGGACCUUGUAAUUCACAAAAUUGC
Messenger RNA from Rhinichthys klamathensis goyatoka, 1374 nucleotides. It is a transcript of the gene arl4cb, whose product is annotated as ADP-ribosylation factor-like 4Cb. NCBI's taxonomy places the organism in Eukaryota, Metazoa, Chordata, Actinopteri, Cypriniformes, Leuciscidae. The transcript has a single exon. The record is from RefSeq and is a predicted model, not a curated record. Gene Ontology annotation, cellular component: cytoplasm. Bases 386 to 964 code for a protein of 192 amino acids. Gene Ontology annotation, molecular function: GTP binding; GTPase activity. Gene Ontology annotation, biological process: endocytic recycling; intracellular protein transport.